AUGGUCCGUCUGAAUUCUGGGUACUUGUUUCUGAGGUACCUGAUGAUACUCCUCAGUUGCGUAAUACUGAUCAGCGGAUUAGUCCUGUUCUGCCUGGGGAUCUGGAUCAAAUAUGGUGCUGCAUCCUUCAUCGAGGUGAUGGGCUCGUUUACCAGUCAGCUGCUGACCAGCAGCUACAUCUGCAUGGGAGUAGGUGGAGCUCUAUGUCUGCUCGGCAUGAUAGGCUGUAGCGGAGCCUGGACCCAAAACCGCUGGCUCAUCUUACUGUACUUCUUCAUUGUGUCUAUGAUGUUCAUCGGGCAGAUUGUGGGCACCAUUGUGGUCAUACUUUACAAAGAUGUGGUGACCUCUAUGAUUCGAGAGGCCAGUAAGGAGUCGCUGAUGACUGCGUAUAUGGGGCCUGCAGCCACUGACCCCAUCUCUAGAGCCUGGAACAGCAUCAUGAUCGAAUAUAAAUGCUGUGGGUUUGAGAAUUCCACCGACGACUUCAAGAGCUCCAUAUUCGGCAUCAACACUGGCCUUCUGUACCCAAAGACCUGCUGCGUGGAUAUGAAUUCACCAGAAUGCAAUGGACUGGACACUACACCUAGCCUGAUCCAUCAGCAGAGCUGCAUGGAGAAGCUGAUUGAGACGAUUAUGGAUAAGAGUGUGAUCAUCAGUGCCAUUGCAGCCACUGUGUGUAUCAUGCAGUUGGCCUCCAUGAUCGUUUCCGUGGUGCUGUUUGUGAGACUCGGAGCUGUUCUUUGCUGAAGCAGAAACCCUUCACACACCAUUCACAACCUUACAACAACAAAUAAAACACUUCACAUAGAAAAACUUGGUAAUUUUUUUUUAUUAAAAGUGAGUUAUGGACACUCUUUCAUGAGAUGUCAGUUCAGUUACUCCUUCUCCCUUUAUGACGUACAUUUAUAAAACUGUGAGUGUCUGUGAAAUCAAUGUCUCAUCACUGAAAAUACUGUAAA
Molecule: messenger RNA, 962 nt
Organism: Pygocentrus nattereri (red-bellied piranha)
Lineage: Eukaryota; Metazoa; Chordata; Actinopteri; Characiformes; Serrasalmidae
Product: tetraspanin-16-like
Exons: 7
Coding region: 1-750 (249 amino acids)
Cellular component (GO): membrane
Source: RefSeq, a predicted model, not a curated record